Messenger RNA from Prinia subflava (tawny-flanked prinia), 3932 nucleotides. It is a transcript of the gene ARHGAP36, whose product is annotated as Rho GTPase activating protein 36. Bases 394 to 2151 code for a protein of 585 amino acids. Gene Ontology annotation, biological process: signal transduction. The record is from RefSeq and is a predicted model, not a curated record. NCBI's taxonomy places the organism in Eukaryota, Metazoa, Chordata, Aves, Passeriformes, Cisticolidae. The transcript is spliced from 11 exons.
GUUUUGCAUGCUGGUGGAGGUUUGGGAGGCUCUCCAAGGUCUGUAACCCUCUAGGAACAACCUGAGCUGUAGAUCCACCCCAUGAGGUGAGCUCCUCAACAGCAGAGCUCUGCAGGGACCGUGAGAGUCCCUCUCUAAAUGUAGAGAGCAUCUGUGGGUCCAGCCUGUGCCAGACCCUGCAGGACACUCUGCCAUGGGGAAGAUGCCAUGGUGGAGCCCCCGGGAGGUCUGCACAGAGCACUGAGGUGGGAACCAUCGAGUGGCCCUCAUCACCCAGCCCAGGCAGCAUGUUCCCAGGUCAGGUUUCACCUGCCAGCACAGCUGAUGCUUCGGGGCUGUCCUGGUUGCCCAUGGAUGGGAGUGGGGAAAGCUGAGGAUGGAAGGGAUUGAGCAAUGGGCAAUCCCUGCCAAGGCUCCGUGUCCAGUGUGGGAAGUGCAGCUCCUUCCAUCCAGCCCUGCCCUCUCUCCACACGCUGUUUCUGGCUCUCAUUUCUUUGGCAGAAAAUUCACAUUCUCGUCCCCUCUCUCCUCCCCUCGGCUGUGGCAGCUCCUUCCUAUCACUUCCCUGCUUCUCCUCCUGCCUGUGGGCUGGAAGGGCGCUUGGAGCCUUUGAGGAGACGCUGCUGUGAACACCGUCAUCCCACAGGAAGAGCAGGGAGCUCCAGGAGCUGCUGGUGCUGCUGCGAGAGGACACGGAAGAGGUGUGUUUUCCAGAGGACUUUUGGCUCGGCCCCUGUGGCAGGCCCCAGCCCUGGGAUGCAGCCCAUGGCCCUGCAGAGCCUGUCUGAGCUGGAGAGAGCCAGUCUGCAGGAGCUGGCGCUGUUCCGGCUGCAGGGGAGGCUGCCCGUGGGACAUCUCCGUCUGGACAGAGAUGGCUCCAAAGGCAUCAAAUCCAUCCGGCAGAAGCUGGAGAGCUUCUCAAAGGAGAGGAAAGACUGCUCUCCCCACACCUUUGGGGUCCCGCUCCCCCAGGUCAUCGCCAACGACCGCGCCUGCCGGCAGCUGCAGGAGGCCGCGGGCAGGAGCCGGCGGCUCUGCCUCGAGGUGGAGGCCACGGUGACAAAGUUCCGGGCCCAGAGGCAGAGGAGGCUGGGAAUGGGCACCAGCUGCAUCCGAGCACCCGACGGGAGCUUUGCAGAGGAGCCGCUUUCCCCAGCUCUUCUGGACAAGAGCUCCUGGAGCCAGAGGAGGGGGGCCAUGUCUGUGGAUUCCAUCACAGACCUGAGUGACAACGCAUCCAAGCUGCUGGAGGCCCUGCAGCUCUCACACCCCCACGAGCUGGACCCACGCAGGAGCUGGGGCAAGAAGAAGCCGCUGAGCCUGAACCCCAUCACCUGGCAGGUGCCACGGAUUGUGGACAGGUGCUGCACACACCUUGAGACGCACGGGCUCCAAACUGUCGGCAUCUUCCGCGUCGGGAGCUCCAAGAAAAGAGUCCAGCAGCUGAGGGAAGAGUUUGAUCGAGGGCUGGAUGUUUUCUUGGAUGAGCAUCAAAGUGUUCAUGACGUGGCUGCCCUGCUCAAAGAGUUUCUUCGGGAUAUGCCUGAUUCCCUGAUUCCCAGAGAGCUCUAUGGAGCCUUCCUCAGCACAGCCACGCUGGAGGGGCAGGCACAGCUGGACACCCUGCAGCUGCUGCUGUUCCUGCUGCCCCCCUGCCACAGCGACACCCUGCUCCGGCUCCUGCGCUUCCUGGCUGAGGUGGCCCGGCAUGCUGAGAGCUCCUGGGACCCCGAGGGCCAAGAGAUCCCUGGGAAUAAAAUGACAGUGUCAAAUCUGGCUACAGUCUUUGGUCCCAACAUCUUGCAGAAGGAAAAGCCUGGAGAGAAAGAUGCUGGUGCCCUGAACUUUGAGGACAGUGCUGCCAUAAUCCUGGUGCUCCAGAGGCUGAUUGAGCACCACCACUCCCUGUUCAUGGUGUCUCCAGAAAUGCAGUGUGACGUACUGAGAAGGCUGUUCCAGACAGACCCCGAUGUCAUCGAGUACCUGCUGCGCAGGAAGUUCCCUGAUGCGCCGAGCCCAGAGCGUGAGGAUCCCAGGGUGGACCAUGCUCCGUCCGGACAGCUCGGUUGGACACACAGCCUCAAGCGAGGCUCAGUCUCCUCAGAGCUGUACAGCAACAUCUGCUUCCUAAACCUGGACGUUGGCAUCUAGCAAGCCCUGGCCAGGCCCUCUGGACAAAAUCAGGCAGCUUUUCCCAGAAAAACCGAGCCCUCGCCUCACUUUGGGGACAGCCCCUGUGCCUGUGCCCUGGGGCAGGGCUGUACGCAGGGAUCACCUGCCAGGCUGUCACCUCCCUGCAGGUCCAACCACUGCCAUGUCCUCAGCACAGCCCUCCCCUGCCACCUCCUUCCCACAGGACCUCGGGGAAUGGAUUUCCAUCCCUACACCUGCAGGCACUGGAGCAUCCCUGUUGGGAGGACAGGCUGAGGGAGCUGGGACUGCUCAGCUUGAAGAAGAGACAGCUCAGAGAGACCUUAUCCAUGUAUCCAAAUACUUUUGUAAGGACCUGCAGGGACAGGACAAAGGGAACAGCUUCCCACUGCCAGAGGGCAUGGCUAGAUGGGAUAUUCAAAGAAAUUCUUUCCCGUGAGGGCGGCGAGGCUCUGGCACAGCCAGGGACACCUUCCACUGCACCAGACUGCUCCAAGCCCCAUGCAGCCUGGCCUUCUGGCCUUGAAUAUUCCAGAGAUGGGGCAGCCACAGCAGGGCACUUUUGGGGAUAAAACUGUACUUCUGCAAACAAUAUUCCAUGUUCCACCACAGCCUGAACCCAGUCCCAGUCUGAAGGCACCCAGACCUUCUCAGGUGCCCUGCUCAGGGCCGGGCUCUUAUUUUGCAAAGGUCCCUUCCCUGCAGAUCGGUACAGUCAGGAUGGGUGGGGAAGCAUUUCCCAGAGGAGCCUGUGCUGUGAGAUAGCUGGUGAGACCCUCUGGGAGCUGAUAAGCUCCAGAGAGCAGCAGAGCUGUUUAUUCUGGAGGAACAGAUAAAUUUGCGACACCAUGAGGCUGUGGAGGGUUCCAGAGGCCACUGGAACACUCGAGUGUCAGCUGUGAAACCAACGCUCUGUCCAGCCAUGGCUCUGGGUGGAAUUGUACCUGCUGCAAGAGCAGCUCCCACCCUUUCAAAUUCCUCCCUAGGGUGGUAAAACACUGGCACAGAUUGUCCAGAGCAGCUGUGGAUGCCCCUGGAUCCCUGGAAAUGUCCAAGGCCAGGUUGAAUGGGGCUUGGAGCAGCCUGGGACAGUAGAAGGUGUCCCUGCCCAUGGCAGAGGGUGGAACGGGAUGAGCUUCAAGGUGCCUUCCCACCCAAACCCUUCUGUGAUUCCAUCAUUCUAGAAUGUGAUAGGGAUGCUGACAUAGAAGGCAGCUCUUUGCAGGAAAAGUCUUGUUGGAUUUCACUUUCCCAGCACCAUACUGGGGGCAUGGGGAGCUCACUGGGAAGUGCCAGCUUUCUCUGGCUACUACAGAGCCAUAAAAGUCACCAUCGGGUGUUAAUCCCUGGCAGUGUUGAUGGGAUUUUGUUGGAAACUCCGCUUGAGGGCAGCCUGGCACCGGCCUGGCCACGGCCUCCUCUGGCUGCACAGAGACUCUGCCUCCCACGGGAGCAGCCCUGGUGCUGCUGGAGCACAUGGGUCUGGUUUGGAGCUCUUCUAUUCCAGCCUCACUAAAUAAACCCCCUCCCCCGUCAGCUGCAAAGCUCAUUCAUGGCGCCUUGGCGUUGCUCUGGACCUGCUCUGCAGGGGCUGGCUGCCUUUUGUCACACUCCAGGUUCUGUUCUCAUGGGCCCUUUGCCCCUGCAAGCCUUGGGAGUCACCUCAGAAACCAUCGGGAAGGUUCUGUCUUGAUCCUUCUGAUCCCCAGUGUUUGUUGGGGGUGUCUGCUUGAGAGGGGGUGGUUGCUUUUUGGGGCAGUGGUGGCUGUUGGGGGGUGGUG